ACCCCGUCCGAGGCGAAUGGAGCCCCCCAGCCACGAGGGAGCGAGAUGAAGGGAAAUCCUGCAGUGGAAUGAGAGCUCUCCAUCUAGGUCCUCGCAUCUGCCAUUUGUCCUUUCAAACUGCAUUGUAAUCCGGGCAGGAUAAAUCAGACGGAGGGACGAGCAGCCUCCUGGCCGGAUUUCUCCGCCCGAAUAUACUUUCCAGAUUUCUUUUCUUGGCCCUCCUGCUUCUCGACUGGCCCAGGGAUGACUUCCUCGCUGCAGAGACCCUGUCGGGUGCCCUGGCUCCUGUGGGCCGCCCUGCUGGUCAGCACUACGGCUGCUUCCCAGAAUCAAGAAAGGCUGUGUGCGUUUAAAGACCCGUAUCAACAAGACCUUGGGAUAGGUGAGAGCAGAAUCUCUCACGAAAACGGGACAAUACUGUGCUCCAAAGGGAGCACGUGCUAUGGUCUGUGGGAGAAGUCAAAAGGGGACAUCAACCUCGUGAAGCAAGGAUGUUGGUCUCACAUUGGUGAUCCCCAAGAGUGUCACUAUGAAGAAUGUGUAGUAACUACCACCCCACCCUCUAUUCAGAAUGGAACAUACCGUUUUUGCUGCUGUAGUACAGAUUUAUGUAAUGUCAACUUUACUGAGAAUUUUCCACCUCCUGAUACAACACCACUCAGUCCACCUCAUUCAUUUAAUCGAGAUGAGACAAUAAUCAUUGCUUUGGCAUCAGUCUCUGUAUUAGCUGUUUUGAUAGUCGCCUUAUGUUUUGGAUACAGAAUGUUGACAGGAGACCGAAAACAAGGUCUUCACAGUAUGAACAUGAUGGAAGCAGCCGCGUCGGAGCCUUCUCUGGACUUGGACAAUCUGAAGCUGCUGGAGCUAAUUGGACGGGGUCGCUACGGAGCAGUAUAUAAAGGUUCCUUGGAUGAGCGUCCAGUUGCUGUGAAAGUAUUUUCUUUUGCAAACCGUCAGAAUUUUAUAAAUGAAAAGAACAUUUACAGAGUGCCUUUGAUGGAGCAUGACAACAUUGCCCGCUUUAUAGUUGGAGAUGAGAGACUCACUGCAGAUGGCCGCAUGGAGUAUUUGCUUGUGAUGGAGUACUAUCCCAACGGAUCUCUGUGCAAAUAUUUGAGUCUCCAUACAAGUGACUGGGUAAGCUCUUGCCGUCUGGCUCAUUCUGUGACAAGAGGAUUAGCUUAUCUUCACACAGAACUACCACGAGGAGAUCAUUAUAAACCUGCAAUUUCCCAUCGAGAUUUAAACAGCAGAAAUGUGCUGGUGAAAAACGAUGGCACGUGUGUCAUCAGUGACUUUGGUCUGUCCAUGAGGCUGACUGGAAACAGACUGGUGCGCCCAGGGGAAGAAGAGAAUGCGGCUAUAAGUGAGGUUGGCACAAUUCGCUAUAUGGCACCGGAAGUGCUAGAAGGAGCUGUGAACCUGAGGGACUGUGAGUCAGCUCUGAAGCAAGUAGACAUGUAUGCGCUUGGCCUCAUCUACUGGGAGGUGUUUAUGAGAUGUACGGACCUCUUCCCAGGUGAAUCUGUCCCAGAACACCAGAUGGCUUUUCAGACGGAAGUUGGCAACCACCCCACUUUUGAGGAUAUGCAGGUUCUUGUGUCGAGAGAAAAGCAGAGACCCAAGUUCCCUGAAGCCUGGAAAGAAAACAGCUUGGCGGUGAGAUCACUCAAGGAAACAAUUGAAGACUGUUGGGACCAGGAUGCAGAGGCUCGGCUCACUGCGCAGUGUGCUGAGGAGAGAAUGGCUGAACUUAUGAUGAUAUGGGAGAGAAACAAGUCUGUGAGCCCAACGGUCAACCCGAUGUCCACCGCCAUGCAGAAUGAGCGCAACCUGUCACACAAUAGGCGUGUGCCAAAAAUGGGGCCUUAUCCAGAUUAUUCUUCUUCCUCAUACAUUGAAGACUCCAUCCAUCACACUGACAGCAUUGUGAAGAAUAUUUCCUCUGAGCACUCGAUGUCCAGCACACCUUUGGCCGUAGGAGAAAAAAACCGGAACUCCAUUAAUUACGAACGGCAGCAAGCACAAGCUCGAAUCCCCAGCCCUGAGACAAGCGUCACCAGCCUGUCCACAAACACCACCACCACAAACACCACUGGCCUCACGCCAAGUACCGGCAUGACCACCAUAUCUGAGAUGCCGUACCCAGACGAAGCAAGUCUGCACGCCACAAAUGUCGCACAGUCCCUUGGGCCAACCCCUGUCUGCUUACAGCUGACAGAAGAAGACCUGGAGACCAAUAAGCUGGACCCAAAAGAAGUUGAUAAGAACCUCAAGGAAAGCUCUGACGAGAACCUCAUGGAGCAUUCGCUCAAGCAGUUCAGCGGGCCAGACCCCCUGAGCAGUACGAGUUCUAGCCUGCUUUAUCCGCUCAUAAAGCUUGCCGUGGAGGUCACUGGGCAGCAGGACUUCACACAGGCUGCUAACGGCCGAGCGUGUUUAAUCCCCGAUGUCCCACCUGCUCAGAUCUAUCCUCUCCCCAAGCAACAGAACCUUCCUAAGAGACCUACUAGUUUGCCUUUGAACACCAAAAAUUCAACAAAAGAACCCCGGCUAAAAUUUGGCAAUAAGCACAAAUCCAACUUGAAACAAGUAGAAACUGGAGUUGCCAAGAUGAAUACAAUCAAUGCAGCGGAACCUCACGUGGUGACCGUCACCAUGAAUGGUGUGGCAGGUAGAAGCCACAGUGUUAAUUCCCACGCUGCCACAACCCCGUAUGCCAACGGGGCAGUGCCAUCCGGCCAGGCAGCCAACGUAGCGGCGCACAGGGCUCAAGAAAUGCUGCAGAAUCAGUUCGUCGGCGAGGACACCCGGCUGAACAUCAACUCCAGUCCUGACGAGCACGAACCGUUGCUGAGACGGGAGCAGCAAGCUGGCCAUGACGAGGGGGUUCUGGAUCGCUUAGUAGACAGGAGGGAACGGCCGCUAGAAGGUGGCCGAACUAAUUCCAAUAACAACAACAGCAAUCCGUGUUCAGAACAAGAUGUACUUACACAGGGUGUUACAAGCACAGCUCCAGAUCCUGGGCCAUCAAAGCCCAGAAGAGCACAGAGGCCCAAUUCUCUGGAUCUUUCAGCCACAAAUAUCCUGGAUGGUGGCAGUAUACAGAUAGGUGAGUCGACGCAAGACGGCAAAUCGGGAUCAGGUGAGAAGAUCAAGAGGCGCGUGAAAACGCCGUACUCUCUUAAGCGGUGGCGCCCCUCCACCUGGGUCAUCUCCACUGAACCCCUGGACUGGGAGGUCAACAACAGCAGCGACAGGGCCGUGCACUCCAAAUCGAGCACGGCUGUGUUCCUCGCCGAGGGGGGGGCCGCCACAACCAUGGUGUCUAAGGAUAUGGGGAUGGAUUGUCUGUGAGGCGUUGUCCAGCUCAUGGAGUGAAAUUAUUUUUUUGCAUCAUUUAACCGUGCAGAAGACAUUUAAAAACAAACUGCUUCACCCUGUCAGCCCCCUCCCACUCAUGCAGCAGGACUUGCUUGAAAUGGACUCAGCUAUGCAGACAUUUUAGCUUAUGCUUCCAUACUUUUUAAUUUUGUUUUUUAAGUUUUGCACUUUUGUUUAGUCUUGCGAAAGUUAUAUUUGUCUGUUAUGACCACAUUAUAUGUGUGCAUAUCAAAAGUGGUCUCAAAAUAUUUUUUUAAGAAAAAAGCAAAAACAAUGUAUUGCUGAUAAUCAGUUUGGACCAUUUUCUAGAGGUCAUUAAAACAGAAGCAGAUGAAGACAGGUUUGACUGCAGUGGUGUCUGGUACCCAUGUUUUAUUUCUGGGCACAAGCUAGUUUAUAUGUCGAUGUGUUUUGAACAUAUUGUCUGUUGGACAUUCUUCUCUCUUGUAUUUUAUUUGAAUGUGCAAUAGUCUUUAGACCACAAAGAAGUUCCUCACCGGCUCUCUUCCUAGCAGGGCACGCAUCUUCCACUGUGGAGACGUUUCCCUGUUCUUCGAUGAGAUGAACGGUCUCUUGCUUUCUCCUUGAAGAGAAUGCAUAGGCACCGUGCAGAGGCUCCAAGAAGGACUCCCACCCCCUUUCUGGGAUGCCGUUGUCUUUAUCCUCCAACCACAAAGUGUCUCCUUCCAGGCGGUUCAAUAAGCAUGUGGGUUCUGAUUUUGGAAGUUCUUAAGAGCGUAGAACAAAACAGAAGGAAGCAGAUAUUAGCCUUUCCAUUUUAUUUUUCUACAUGUAUUCAUGUUCCAUAUUCAUUUAUUUAAGAAAUACUUUUUAUCAGAAAAUUUAUAGAGCCAAACUUACAUGGAAUUUUUAAGUAAGUAGAUGGGCAAGGUGAUAGAGUGUAGGAACUUUGAUUUUCUGACCAUCACAAAUUAAAUUUCAUUCCCUAUUUAUAAUAACUUCAGAAAAAGUCAUAGUUUUGAAUUUAUAGUGUCUCUUAUUGUUUCCCAGCAAAGCCUGGCAGCUUUAUGUGAAAACGGUUCCUCUUCCCAUGACCUAAAACACUGUGUGGAAAGCUCAAGUCAACCAGCAUGCCCAGUCCUCGGAAGAAGGGCUUGCUGCCAGACUGGAGACUGUUGGGCAGACUAAGGUUGACCCUCUUCCCUCUGCUAACUGUCUUUGCUGAUCCUGUUUUCAUGCUUUCUCCUUUUACUGGCUCCAUGUGCUCUCCACCUUGGAGCAGCGUUUAGUGUUCCUGUUGUAGCCGAGCAUGCCCUCUAGUGACGGCACUGGAAGUCACUGUCACACUCCUUUGCUUCUGUCACUAAUGAUCUCUGAAACAGGCUCUGUGUCUUUCAGAAAAGCACUUUCUGUCAUUACGGGACUUUUCCCUAAACAUUGUUUCUCGCCAGUUUGCAAACAAAAAUUGUUCUCAUGUUUUCACAUUCUCAGAAUCCUUAAUAUCCACUAUCUAAUUAAGUUUUACAUUUUUGCAGGGGGAGAUACAAAAGUUAAGUAGAAGUCUCCAAACUCCUAAUUUCGGUCAGUUCUCAUGUCCUGAACCCCAUUUUCUCAUCUGUAAUCCUCCAGCCUUACCGUUGACUGAAGCCAGCCCACUUCCCCAUGUCCCAGAGCUGGUGACUUCUUGUCUGAGCCACCUCUGACCUGCCAUCUGCUCUGCUGCCCGGAUGUGACAGCAUUUAGAACAUUUAGUCAGCUGGAUUGCUGACUAUGGAGUUCUCAGUUCUUAGGAUUAAGAUUAGCUCAUUCGUGCCCAGGAUUCCCUUCUCCCUUUUGUGUUUUAUUGGCCCUUCUGGUGGUUCAGAUUGUUGUUUUUGUUUUUGUUUUUUUUUUUUUUUCAUGACAGGGUUUCUCUGUGUAGCCUUAGGUGUCUUGGAACUUGCUCUGCAGACCAGGCUAGCUUUGAACUCGGAUUCUUAAUAUAUAUUUUUGUCUUCUAGCAUACAGUUUCUUUCAGACAGUCACUGUUUUCUAGCUACGUAACAAAUAACUUGUGUCUUUCACUUAUUUCUCUUGUCCAAAUGGCUUUCAGAAGCAUUUCAGGAUUUUUGUUUUUCAGUUGUGGGACGUUAAAUCAGAAUAACAUAUUAUAUCCCUUCCAUCUCUAAUCUGAAGCAUUGAGAACAAACAACCCUGUGAGUCCAACUGUCUCUUCCAGUCAGAACACUGUCCUACAGGCAGACAUAGUUUGUAUUGGGGGCAGUCAACUGUGAAUUCUCCAACAGUCUUUAAUUUUAAUGAUUAUAAAAUGCUUUAAAAAUUAAUAUGCCAAAUUAAAAGAAACAAGUAUAGUUUUCCAUCUUAUGCAAAUAUAUUUAAAACAAAUAAUUCCUUUCACUGAUAUAUCGUAACUGCUUGAAAAAUAGGAAAGGUAGAAAGUAUAGGUCAUUUUAAUAAAUUUUGAAAACCAUAAUACACAGUACGCAGAAAUCCCUUUAAUAACUUCAAUUACUUGUUAGCUUUAUCUGAUUCUUGAAGCUGGCACUGAAUUGACCACAUUUCACAUUAAAAAAAAUUAUUUGGGGGCCUUUUGAAUAAAAGUCAUUCAGUUCAAAAAUGUUUCCCUGGACAAUAUUAUAGUCUUACUAGGACAUGAGAGUGUAGUGCCGUCCCCUUAAUGCCAGUUGUGGGGCUGGAGGACAGCAAGGCGGUGAAGAGUGCUUGUUGCUCUUACAGAGGACCAAGUCCACUUCACAGCAGCUCCGUGGCAACUCACGACUUUCCCUGAAUCCAGUUCCCUCUCUUGGCCUCCACUGACAUACGCAUAACCCCCCCCACACACACACAACAUACACAUAAUUAAAAAAAAAUCUUAAAAUCCUAAUUGUAUACCAGAACUAAGUAAUGGAAAGAACUUGAUUUGAAUUAUAUAUAGAAUAAAAUGAUUUAAAUUAAAACCUAAAAAGGAAUUUAAGUGUAUAAUUUGAAAAACACUUUUACUGUAGAAAUUUGUAAAAAGACAUAUACUGAAAACUGGCAUGUACAUACACUGUUUUUUUCAUCUUCAGAGCAACCAUAUUUUAAUUCAUACUCAUAUUUUACAGACAAGGAAACAAAAAUUAAGAGAAUUAAUUUGUCCAAGUUUACCUGGGGUAAAAUCCCAGGUCUGUUUCUGUACAUCUCUUUCAUCCACACACAUGGUUACAUUCUUUAUGGACAGAUGUGUAACGAACUGACAUUUGUACUCCAGCAGACUUUGUACUCCAGAUACCUUAAUGAUUUGAGAAGUUAGGUCAACACAACAAAGUCUGUAAUCAUUAUUGCUUAAAAGACAAUUACUAAUUCAAUACAAAAUUCAACUUACAUCUUAAAAUCACUUCGCUUAUCUUCUAAUAUUCUUACAUUGCAGAACUAAAGGCAAGGUAAAUUUUCAGAGAAAAGCGAAGGAAGCCGUGGGAGCAGACUCCUAAAGUGAUUCCAUACUAGAUUUGGAAACAGUAGUUAAAUAUACAUUUGCACUCUUCUAAACGCUUUGCCUCCAUCUUUAAAAUUUCUGCUUUAACAAUGUUAGAAAAACUGUUAAGCCAGAGAACCAAGUAAGAUGUAGGAAAAAUACAAGAUUAUACCCUUUUCAUAAGUCAGGUUGGUGUAGCUUCCUUCCAUGUGUGUAUGUUCCAGAAACUGUAUGUUGGUUCUGGAUGAGAAACCAGAGAAGGUACGCUGGAGUAGUCAGUCGGUGGGAGGGAAUUUUCACAAAUUUUGGCAGAUAUUUUUAUUUAAGAUAUUUUCAAGUUUGACUUCUAAAUCCCAAAGGAAUACCUGGUAGGCUGCAACUGUUACACUGCACAUUUAGUCUCUAUUAACUAGUCAUUUACAAUGGAAAAAAAUUCAAUAAACACUAGUUUCCUUUUUUCAUAUUUAUGGACAUGAAUAUUUCAUUGGGAGUCACUCACUAGUAUUUGAUAUUGUAUAAUAUUUUAUACCAUAUUUUAUAAGCCUGUGUUGACUUAGUACUGGUCAUGUGUAUGACUAUCCACAAGAUUUUUUAAAAAUAUAUGAUUGCUUUAUAUCCCAAACUCCUUAAAAGACAGAUUCUGAACGCGUGCUAGUUGAGGUCCUAGACCGCCAUUCUGGGAAGUGUGUAACACACCCACAGGACCCCAGGAAUCUCUUUUGGGCUAUGAUAAUUUUCAGUAUUCACACCCUUAACUAGCAGUGGGCUGUGGUGCUUCUGUUUUCCAGGAGAUAAAGUUGCAUUUUAACUUUUUUUUAAGAUUAUGAACUAUGCAAACUUUGUCCAAAAACUACCUUACAUGAUCCCUUCCUAACCGUGCUCAUUGGUUAUAUGAGUCUAGCCGGUUACCUCCUGAGCGAUGACUGUACACAAAGGCUGUUAUCAAGAGGAGGGUCUCCACAGGUGUCCACAGCAGCACCUGCUCUUCCUCUCCGUAACCCCUCGUGGUUUGUGCCGACUGUCCCUCCACUGACUGACUGGCAGUUGUGUGUCAGGAAAGUUUCCUUCAUGCCUCUUCCAUCUCUCUUGUUUGAUCUGAAGUGUCUCUCAUCCCUGAGAGGGAAAAGAGAAUAAAUGUUCCUCCUCUCCAGCGCUCUUUAGUCGGCUUCCAGCUUCUCAGUUAACACUUCAGUUCAUCAGAUAAAAUCGGUCCCCUUCCUAUAGGUCCUUUUCUCCUCAAAUCUAUUUUAAUUACUUUAUUUAUAUUUAAGAGCACAUAAAAUUCUAUGUUAUAUUCAAAUUAGUUGCUCCAGUUAAUUUAUAGCACAGUAGUUUGAUAGAAUUCAAAGUAAAGAUGUUACCAUUUGAUUUGGAUUUAAUCAUCAGACCACCCCAAAACCAGCACUUAAUUUUUGUAUUAUCUACAUUUUCUAUUGAAGUGUAUUUUAUGAUUUCAUGUCUGCACAGAUAUAACUAAGAAGCCAUGCAUAUGUAAUUGUGUAUCAUUUUCAUUACACUUUCACCUGUGUCGCAGGGAGUUUUGAGUGUCACAACUGAGCCACAACUAAUAUUAUACAUGUUUCUUCAUAUCAAAUACCGUAUUAAACACUAAAUGCAAAAUUAACUUUCAAAAGCAGACCCUACAAAAAUCAGGUAUUAUCCAUCGAUAUUUCUGUCUUUUUGUAGACCACUUUUGAGAUGCUUACCAUUGUUUUCACAGCAUAGGGUGGGUGGACUAAAACAAUUUUCAUUUAACUUUUAAGUGGUUAAAGUUGGGUCUACAUAGAGGGUAAAUCUGUAAGAUUUAUCUUGUGGCAUAUAGGUUUGAAAGUAAAUAUUUGAGAAGCUGUACUGUAUGUUAAAAUUAUACCCCAAAUAAAUCUAUUGAAUCUUUUUAAAAACUCCAAUUUUAUUAGUACUAUGAUGUUUGAGGUGUUUCUAAUGAACAUUGUAAAAAUGCACAUUCAUUUGUAAAACUUAGUUUGCAGCCCACAUUAAAAUCUGGAGCAGGAAGAAUCUUUAGAACUAAAUUGCUUCAUUAGGACGCCCAGUUUGUGACUGAAUUUCACGAUAAUUGACUGUACUUGAAAUUACAACUUGACUGUUUUUUCUUUUUAAAAGGUUCCCCCCCCCCUUUUUUUUAAUUUGUAUUUUCAAUUUCAGAAAUACCUUCCUGGUUUAUAAUCACUUUUAGACAUAGUAUUACUUAAAAACUCAGGGCGCCUUUUAUCUGUUUGUACACUGAAAACGUUCAGUUGAUAGCAAACAAGCAAUUAGAUCUAGUUGGAUAGUGAAAAGUGUUUGUUGCAUAGUGAUAUGUCAUCAUAUUAUUUGACUUAAUUCACAUCAACAUGAUGUUUGAUUUCAUUAAUCAUAAAAACUUGCCCAGUUCUGUAAUUACGGAAUAGAAGGAAUGACUCAACUCAUUGGCCACAUGUUCCAGCAGAUUUAAGCCUUGGCCUUACAGCGCCGGCUUACACACCUUCUGUUCUUGGUUGUGGUUGUACCUGAUGGAACAAAUGUUCAUUUGGUUUUGUUUUUAAUAACAGAGCUUAGGAAAGUAAUUCUGAGAUAGAAUUUUCUGAAGAGAUAAUUAGCAUUAUAAACCUUUCUUCUAAAAGUGAGCUGAUGACUAGCUUUAGUGAUGGCUUGAGAAGGUGAUCUAUGGUAACCAGUUUUCCACACUGUCAGAGCCAAACAACUUUUCUUUAAGUCAGACAGACUUAAGCUCUAAUUGGUCUGCUGUAUAUUUAAAUCUUAGCAGUGGAGUUAUUUGUAAUCAGUCUCUUGUCUCAGGCUCCCUACCUUGUUAUCAGUCUUAAGUAUAUAAAAGAAACAUUUGUAAAGAUGUAUAAGAGUAAGAAAACUAAUGACUAAAAAAUGCAAUUCAAAGCAAUUAAGUUUCAACUUAAUAUUAUUGAGUUGCUUGACUUCUGUGGCUUUUUUUUUUUUCCUUUCCUGGUAACAUUUAUUUAUUUAAGCGAUAUUGUAUGUUAUGUCUUCAUUUCUAUAGAGAUUGUAUUGUAUAAGUGUUUGUAUAAGCUGGAAUCAUCCUGAAAUUUCUGUUGCUAAUUUUUCAAGUGAAUUUACAUGGAUAACUGUAACAUACACUAACUCUUAGGGUGUGAUAGCUGAAACAUGGAGAUGUGUAGCUGCUGUGUUUUUUCCUGAAUGGACAGGAGAAACACUAGCUACCGAGUAUUCAUUUCUGAGGAUGCCUUUUAGGAAAAGAAAGGCUGACAGUGUUGGCCCUUCCUCAGAACCCUCUUUCUUGUUAACGGGUAUCUUUCGUUGGUGUAUUUGGUUCUUACAUUGCAGAUAGAAUAUCGUGUGUGAAUUUAUGAAUAAUUACUUUGAUUUACUUUGCUUUUGUAUAAGCCAUCUGAGACCUUGCUAAGCUGUGUAAGUUGUGUUUGAUGGAGCAGUGUGAGUCUGAAAUAAAGCAGAUCACUUUCUUCUGUAUUAUCUAUGGAUGCCACUAUGAACGCUGACAUUAAGCCACUAAAGAGUUUUCUAUGAAUAAGUGUAAGUAAAUGCUUUGAUAUAUAUAAACCUAAAUAAAAAGAUUGUAUUGAGACAGAGACAUUGGCAAAGGAAGUUUUAAGGCAGUUCUUUAGGUUUAAAAAGGCUUGCUGUAAAAUGGUGCAUUAUUCCGUUUAUUAAAGAUCAUAUUAAUGACAACAUUAA
Peromyscus leucopus (white-footed mouse) is the source of this 10486-nucleotide messenger RNA. RefSeq names its product bone morphogenetic protein receptor type 2 (gene Bmpr2). The record is from RefSeq and is a predicted model, not a curated record. Gene Ontology annotation, biological process: protein phosphorylation; BMP signaling pathway; cellular response to growth factor stimulus. Gene Ontology annotation, cellular component: signaling receptor complex; plasma membrane. Lineage: Eukaryota; Metazoa; Chordata; Mammalia; Rodentia; Cricetidae. Gene Ontology annotation, molecular function: transforming growth factor beta receptor activity; ATP binding. The transcript has 13 exons. Bases 244 to 3357 code for a protein of 1037 amino acids.